Molecule: messenger RNA, 1304 nt
Organism: Ictidomys tridecemlineatus (thirteen-lined ground squirrel)
Lineage: Eukaryota; Metazoa; Chordata; Mammalia; Rodentia; Sciuridae
Source: RefSeq, a predicted model, not a curated record
GUGGUCCCCCGAGAGGGUAGGAGGAAAUCGGCACCCCGCCUCUCCCCAGGACCUUGGCCCUGCAGUCUUGGGCACUCCGGGCUCAUCAGGGGCACCUGCCUCCCUGUGAAAAGUCAGUCUCCCUGCCUGCUCCCGGUGCCUGCGGCCUCGUGCUGGCUCUCUCGCGCAGCAGUCUGCUCUGCACAGCUUCCUGUCCGCUUCCCUGGAAGGAAAGGACCUUUUUGUUCACUUCUGCAUUCCAGUAGCGCCUAGGAAAAAUGGCCUCUCCAAGGAGACUGUGGCCAAUCUGGCCCCGCAGGGGCACUCGGGGCCUCGGGGUCCAGCAGUGCCUCACACCCGGGCUGCUAAUCAGAGUGGUUGACACUGCUCUGCACAGCCAGCUCAGGGUGGGCAUCCCAUGCCUCUCUGAAUAAAGUCCUUCUAUGGCCACUCCACCUGAACGCGCUGAUCUCAGCCUAAUAAAGUCCUAUGUGACAUCACAUGACCUCAUGGUUCCAUGUGAUGGCAUAGCAGGCAGGGGUGCGUCUGGGUCUGGUUCACACUCCACUGGUCGUGAGCAGCAGACGGAAGGAGGCGGUUGAUUCCUUCUUUUAUCAGAAAGUUGUUCCCCACUUGGAGUAUAACUGGGAGAGACGGGGCGCCUGGAGGACACAGCCUCAGGACAUGAUAGACAGGUGUGGACACUGUGGGCCCACCUGUGUUGAGCCAACCUGUCUUCUAGGCACGCUUGACCCCUGCGUCCCUUUUCAGAAGUUACAAUGAGAUAUGCGCCAGAAGUCAAGAAGUCCCCACCACAUGUCCUGAAGAAAUUUGCAGUGUGCGACAUUCCUUUGUAUGACAUCUGCGACUACAACGUCUCCAGGGACCGCUGCAAGGACCUUGGGUGCUGCUUCUACAAGGGCGUCUGCUACGAGAAGGCGGUUCCGACGUAUGUGCAGGUAUUCUCUGCCUUGAUUGUGAUCAUUGCUGUCGCCUUCAUCGCCUUCAUCGCUGUUGUUAUUUACAAAAUUGUCCAAGAGGUCAGGAGAAUGAGGAGCUCCGAGGAGGGCACGGCUGGCGGUGACGAUGACACAGCCACGAAGGCCUCAAAAAGCGAGACCUCCCGGAAGAGCGGGGAGACCGAGCCCCAGGAGGGGGAAGGGACAAUGACAGUCUCAGAAGCUGAAGAAGCCGAAGCAGUUGACUGACGUGCACAGAGAGGAAGGAAAGUGGCAGAAAGUGGUGCUUGGGACGCGCAGCAGGUGACCUCUCCUGGGGUGUGUGUGGAGGCAUCCCCGUGGGAAAGAAUAAAGGUAUUUUUUGAA